Messenger RNA from Talaromyces atroroseus, 2067 nucleotides. RefSeq lists its product as hypothetical. The record is from RefSeq and is a predicted model, not a curated record. Gene Ontology annotation, cellular component: cytoplasm. NCBI's taxonomy places the organism in Eukaryota, Fungi, Ascomycota, Eurotiomycetes, Eurotiales, Trichocomaceae. The transcript is spliced from 4 exons. Bases 1 to 2067 code for a protein of 688 amino acids. Gene Ontology annotation, molecular function: ammonia-lyase activity. Gene Ontology annotation, biological process: L-phenylalanine catabolic process.
AUGGUUAACCAAAGCAAACACCUGACAGCAGUCCAUGAACUGUGGAAGAUUUUACGACAGCGCAAGGCAGAGGGCAGCUUUGAACUGGAUGGAGAGCGCCUGCACAUUGCCGAGGUCGUUGCUGCUGCUCAACAAGACAGCCUGCCGAAGCUCAGUGAAGAUCCGAAACUCAAUAAAUCCUUGCAAGACAGUGUAAAUGUAUUAUUCGACCAUCUGGCGCAAGGAUGGUACGUAUAUGGCGUCAACACCGGGUUCGGAGGCAGUGCAGAUUCGCGCACCACGGAGGUCAUUGAGCUGCAGAAGUCUUUGAUGCAGCAUACCCAGAGUGGUAUUUUGACGCGAUCAUCGCUCGAUGGCUCAGUCAUUCCGGGGCAUGCCAUGCCGCCGUCAUGGGUGCGCGCUGCCAUGGUUGUGAGAUGCAACUCUACACUACGGGGUCAUUCGGCUGUCUCAUUUCCCAUUAUUAAAGCUAUGGAAAGACUCCUAGAACAUGGCCUCACUCCUGUUGUCCCACUGCGUGGCUCAGUUUCAGCUUCUGGUGACCUUAUGCCUCUCGCCUAUGUUGCUGGCAGUUUGGAGGGUAACCCAGACAUCCUCCUCGAGAAAGAUGGGAAAGUAAAGCCAUCACAUCUGGCUUUGCAGGACGCAGGAAUUCCACCAAUAUCCCUAGGUCCGAAGGAGGGUCUUGGUCUUAUCAACGGAACAUCUGCAUCUGCAGGUCUUGGAGCUCUGGUUGUGGCCGAGUCACAUCUACUUUCAUUGCUGACACAGGUUUUGACGGGUGGUGCUGUUGAAGCACUCCGCGGAAGCGACGAAAGUUUCCAUCCUUUUAUAGCAAAGUCACGACCGCACCCUGGUCAGAUUGAAUCUGCACGCAAUAUUCACUACUUUCUUCGCGGUUCUCACUUGUCUCGAGACGUGCUCGAACCAAAGAAUCGCCGGCGUGAAGACCUAGUUCAAGAUCGAUAUUCUCUUAGAAGCGCUCCUCAAUGGAUUGGACCGCAGCUGGAGGACUUGCUGCUGGCAGAUCAGCAAAUCAGCAUCGAGCUCAACUCUUCUUGUGACAAUCCACUUGUUGAUAGCAGCGCCAAUGAUAUAUACUACGGCUGCAACUUCCAAGCUGCGGCUGUUACAUCAGCCAUGGAGAAAGUCCGACUGGCUUUACAGAUGUUUGGGCGGAUAUUGUUCGCACAGAGCACGGAGAUGAUUGAUCCUCAUCUAAGCGGUGGCUUGCCCGCGAAUCUUGCCGCAGAUGACCCAAGCCUGUCCUUUACUAUGAAAGGAGUAGAUGUCAACAUGGCUGCCUAUAUGGCCGAGCUAUCUUAUCUAGCUAACCCAAUGAGUUCGCAUGUACAAGCAGCGGAGAUGCACAACCAGUCAGUCAAUUCUAUGGCUCUUGCCUCGGCGCGAAUGAGCUUUGAUGCCGUAGACGUCUUGAAAAAGAUGGCGGCAUGUAGUGUGUUUGUUGUUUGCCAGGCGUUAGAUUUGCGAUCUCUCCAUAUCGAAUUCGUGACCCAAGCUACCAAAACCAUUUCCGCUAUCACCGAAACGUUCUUCUCUGCUAUAAUUGAAGCUCAACAACUGAUAUCCCUUCAAGACGCCUUGAAGACCCAUGUUGGCCCUGCCUGGGCAACCACCGGAAAGCUAGACCUGCAUGUUCGGUCCGAACUAUUGAUAAAUUCAGCUGUACCAAUCGUCCUCUCCCAUGCGUCUGGUGAUAUAAAGAAUGUUUUAGAGUGGCAGAAACAGACCACAAAUGCAGUCUCUGACCUUUGGAAAAGGACCUUUGACGCCUUCUCGGCUGCGCCUCAUACUGCAACGCUGCUGGGUAAAGGUUCUCGGGUACUCUAUGAAUUUAUCCGAAAGACGUUGGGUGUCCCUUUCCACGAGGGUUUUGUAGAACAUCCCACAUUUGAUAACGACACUCUGAAAGGCAGAGCUAAGAAGACAAUUGGUGGGUGGAUAUCCAUCAUCCACGCCAGCAUCGAGGAUCGUUCGAUAUAUGAUGGGUUACUGGCUCUUGUCGAAGAAGGGCUGCUGAACACAACCAAUGGAACAAGCGAGUAA